Fusarium mangiferae is the source of this 5910-nucleotide messenger RNA. RefSeq lists its product as uncharacterized. The transcript is spliced from 4 exons. Bases 1 to 5910 code for a protein of 1969 amino acids. The record is from RefSeq and is a predicted model, not a curated record. Lineage: Eukaryota; Fungi; Ascomycota; Sordariomycetes; Hypocreales; Nectriaceae.
AUGGAGGAAAUGGCCGGUGUUGUCUCAUCUGCGAGUCAAGAUGAGUCCUCCCUGGAUUACGUAUCUUCUGACAUUACCGCGGCACGCCUCGACCUUCUAGUCGGUCCAAACGAUUCACAUUGGGUGAAGAAGCACAAGUUCUUCACUGAGAGACUGAAGUCGGAUACUCCCAUCAAAGAAAUCGUUCGAGAAAACUUCACAUACCACGAGAGUCGCCUGUUGAUGCCAUCUGAUCGCGCAGAUGUGAAGGAAUUGCAAGCUGCCAAUACGAAGCGCUACAAGGCUCUUCUCAAUGACCGCUUCAAGGGCUUCGAGGACUCUUUGGCCACAAAGCUCACGAUGAUGUACUUUGGUUUGCCAAUUGCUCCGAUGGAGGACAUUAUCAAGGAGCUCUCUAUGGCUGUUGGUAUGGUGGAGGAAGUUCCGAUGUACAACAUCAAACCACCAAUGCAUUUUCUUACAGCCCACGAUCGUCGCAACUGGGGAAAGGAUAGCCUGAGAGCCAAGGAAGCCUUCAGUUGGCCCAUCCCGGUCCCCAAGACAAGCGAUCCGAUUUUGAGUCUUCGUGGAGGUGAAGGACCCAGCUCACUUCAACGGGAUGACAACGUUGUGUGUGACUACGUCCCCUCAACUGAGACUCCAGCAGACCCUGAUGAAGAAUGGACUUAUCUUUAUGGCCUGUAUGGGCGCUUGCCAUUUUGUCCUCGCAAGUGGCGAUCGUUUGCACUCGUCUUACGACAACUGUUGUAUAACCACCCUAGCAAUAUUAGGGAGAAGCAGUACAUAUUCGACCUGCAUCUUAUUGAUAAGAAGACGGGCAACCGAAAAACCUUUCGCGAUAAGUUACCCUUAUCAUCUGGUAGCAAAGCAAUGCUCUUCUUAGAGGGACAUUUUGCCGACGGCGGGAAAGUCAAGGGACACCGGAAUUGCUGUACUCUUUUUAUUGAACAUAUCUGGAAGGAAUCGGACGACGCAUUUGAGCAUUGGGAACCUUCCAAACAGCAACUGGAGACAGAUACCGUCAGGAUUGGGCGCUCCCUUGGGGCUUUCCUCAACGGACCCGAGGAGGAAGCUAUAAGUUAUGCUUAUAUCCCAUUUCCCAAAGUCAAUACCUCAAGCUUCGUUGCUAGCAACUAUGCAUCUCAACAGUACAAUACUCACUUCAGGGCCGCCACUGAUAUCCUCUUUGGUCGACCUAUGGGCAACAAAGAAGGGGGAUGCUCCGAGUACAACCAUGCCUUGUUCCGUCUCUACGACAGAAACAAGCCGGGCGCUUCAUUGACCGUACCCAUCGUUUACGGUGCCAUGGGUCUGCCGCAAUCAGCUUUGGAGCUUCUUCAUCCGUUGAACAACCCCGGCGCUUGCUGGAUGAUUGAAUGCAACUGGCUCGACCCAGAUGUGUCACCUCUUAUCUUUCCAAACUAUUACCCAAGUCCCAAUCCGCACUUGUUGGUAGAUAAGAGUAAUUCUGGCGAUGAAUAUAACAACGUCUUCCAACCGAUCUGUGAGAUUUCCACCGAGAGUUUUGACAAAGAGUCGAGCAGAAAGCUUGAGACAGUGUAUGUCCUUGAAGGUGGCCCAACAAAUAGCUAUGGGCAGGGUAUCAAGGGCUUGGAGGUUGUCCCGAAACGGGGUAAUGCUGAUGGGAAAGAUGAUCCCGUCGGACGCGUUGUUGGCCAAAAGAUCCAGUCUCUGUCGGCCUGGUUUUUGACCAUUCAUCCCCAUUUCCGCCCUGGGCACUGUCGUCUGUUUCCUGCUUGGCACAAUGGACAAGAGAUCUCGGUCGAGUUGCCACCUCUGACAUCCACAGUACGACAGCUCUUUGCUGCUAUAGAUCAGCUGGUAUCCAAGACCAAGUACGUGAGAGGUAUGGGCCAGGACCUCAUGUUACUCAAGGAGACUCUUUGUGCCAACAGCCGCGAAUAUCGAGAUACACCAUCGUACCUGAUCCGCCCUGGCUCAUCCGAUGAUGAAUGGUAUCGUGUGAGAGAGUCCAUUACAUCCCCUGACAUAACAGUCGAGUUUGUAAACAAAUCAGAUGUCGACUGGGUUGAAUGCAUAUCGGAGAACAACAUCUGGGGCAUUCGUGAGCUUAACCCCGAAUUCCAUGUCUCCCGCCCUCGGCUCGGCGGUGAUACUCUUGAAAUCAAGGACCUCAAAGAUCAAAUAGUCGACCCUGUUGCCAAUUACCCCUCAGCGCCUACAAGUCUCGGAUCACUGAGUUCUGAGGAUGAAAAGGACACUGAUAAACCACUCUCAUCUUUCAGAAAUAAGGCGUUUGUUAGCCCUACACUACCUCAGGCCCCCACGGUUUAUGAUGAAUUUGAAGCUGAGGAGGAUAAGGAGUAUGAUGUCGGUGUCCUGGCAACCAGUCGACCUGACUGGGCUGACGAACCUUACUGCGGAGACCGUCACCGGGCUUCCACAUCAGAAAUUUCAGACCCAGAUACGGAUAUUUACGGUUAUUCAGGAAAUGACUCGCCCUCUAGAGGUGGUUCAGUGUCUGGAGAUGCCCCUAAUCAAAGGGACCGGAUUCCAAUCUCUAGUAGUGACAGCAGUGAUGAAUCAAGGAGAGAGGAGGAUGAUGUGGGGAAUUACGACGAUGGCGAUGAUAGCGAAGGUGGUGAUGGGAAUGAACACGCCGCUGCCUCGCGUCCUGGUCCCCCCAGCCAGCCACUAUGGGAUUUGAAUGAGAACUCACCACGAGUGGCUCGAGAACGCACAUGGUCCACUCAACCCAGUAUCUUUGGUGACCUCAGAGCUGGGUCUGCGCCAGCUGUAAUUGGAAUCCCUGUGACUGGAGCGCCUGCAGAGCAGAUGCUUCGCACCGACGAUUCUGGUAAUGUCCCGAUGAUCCUCAAAGCCUUCCUCACACCCACCGAGCAAUCUGAGCUUCAGCGCAAGUACUGGGACACCCGUAACCUACUUCUCAAGCGCACCAUGCAGUGCCUCUUCGAGGACUGCGACUUCACCUGCCGGGCUGAUGAUCAUGAGGCCAGGAAGAAACAUACUCAGGAAGCUCAUAAGUCGCGAAUGUGUCCUUGGUGCGAAGAGCUACUGUUUGAAUGGUGGGAUAGGGCUCAGAGGAAUAAGCAUAUGCGGGAGAGGCAUACCAAGGACCUGAAGAAUGUCUUGGGUAUCGUAGAUGGGCCUGUCCCUGGGUCGACGCCUGCAGUACCUCGCCCAUCGAAGCCCCCUCAGCAACCUGCACGCUAUCCCCCGUCGGCAUUUCAACCACAAUCUUCCCAACCGUUCUCUCUGGGACAAGUUGACAGUCCUUUCACCACACUUCGUUCAGCUCCCCCUCGCAGCCCAGCUCCUGUGGCUCAUAUGGCACCUGGUACAGCGCUGGACCCUGGGCAACGUCGUUAUGAGGAGCUUAUGCGCUUGUCUCGUCCAAGGCCACCAAACCUCCCCUCCGACGGUAGGGCGCCCAAGAGACUACCGGUAGAUGCACCGAUAGUAGAAAGGAUCUGCCAGUCUGGCCCUGUUCAGAGGGAGCUUGAACAAGCGAGAAAGUCACGGCAAUCGAUGGAUAAACAUAAACUUUCUGGACCUCCGCGAACUCUCAAAAACCCUCUUGCCUGGUAUGACAAGACUGGACCAGUGAUUGUCGUUGAUCCUCCACAGGUUUGUGGCGUCCGAGGCUGCAAAUCCGAUGUUAGCGGGCUCGGUGCUUGGGGUCUAUACGACCACAUCACGAGAGGCCAUUGGCGUGAUGAGGUUACGAUGUGUCCAUUCUGCGAGCUUCCUUUCUUCGAAGUCGAGGGUACAGAUGAGAAAGGAAAUGAAAUAAGAAGCCAACGCAGUCCAACAGAAUGUAGGAAACACUUGGACUGCCAUGUCUAUGAACUCUGGGAACAUCUGCAGCCAGUUUUGCAACGUCCGGAGAUGGUCUAUUCCCAAAGCGUCGGGAGCCCGCUGAGGGGGGAAGUCGAAACGAUUAGGAUGAUCAGACCAACGCCGGCGGAAGAGAGGGAAGCAAGAGUUCAAGAGUCGGCCAGAAAGAAGGCUGAAAGGGAAGUCAGGGCGAGGCUCCAACAGAGAAGGGCCAAUAGAGCCAAGGCCUAUCUUGAAGAGCAAAAGGCCUCACAGCGUCCUCCCGUUGAGAAGUGUAGAUACUUCGGGGAGUGCGGUACGGUCAUCGAGGGUAUGCCUGUCGAGGAGUAUGAGCGUCAUAUUAAGGAUUAUCAUACAAAUCGACAAAGUGACUCAGAUGGCGAGGACGAGGACGAGGACGGAGACAUGUGCGAUGUCGAUGUCAAUGUUGAUGUUGAUGUUGAUGUAGAGGUCGGUGUUGAUGUCGGUGUCGAUGUCGAUGUCGAUGGCGAGGAUGAGGUUGUGGAUGAGUCCAGCGAGUCAACUGGCGCUGUGGUGGUGACCAAGAAGUCUGCUCCCAAGAAGCCAGCCCCCAAGCCUGCCUCCAGUAAACCCCCUUCCAAGAAAGCGCUGGGGAAACGCAAGGCUGUGACACAGGAGAUUGAAUCGGCGGCUGAGAGCGAAGCCCCUUCUACAGUUUCUCGUGGUCGACGACGACAUAACAAGGCUCAGGAAGAACCGCCCGAGGCCACGGCCUCUUCCACUGAAGCACAAGGCAGCGAGGCUCAGGGAAGUGCCGCCCGAGGACGAGCCCGGAGUAAGAAGACUAGGAAGACUCGCCGUACUGGAGAAAAGGAUAGCCAGUGUGACGAUGAUGGGUAUGAGACGAACGACUACGACGAGGAACCAAACGAGAAAGGAGGAAAGCCCUUCCGUCGUCGAGCGAAGUCUCCCGACUGGGUGAAGAAGCUCGGUCCUGAAGAUCCUAACUUUGAUCCCGACGACGACAUGCACUGCUCCAAGUGUCUACGCAAGGUGCCUAAGAAGCGAAGCAAGAGUCCGAACCACUCACCCAUCGGUCGCGAUGGAGAAGUCGAGGCUCAUACUGAUAAGAAGCGAUGCUGUCGUAUCCGCAACGCCCCAGGUUCAAUUGAAGGUCUCCCCAACCGCAGCGGCUGGAUCAAAUACUCUGACAUACCCAAGGCGCUCGGCGAGAUCAAGAUAUCAUUCCUCCGUCGCUACCCAACAUACGCACGCACAGUAUACCCCACCAAGUCAAGCGACCACUUCGCAUCGGUCUGGCGCUCCGACCCCAACAACCCAGACAACGAUGAAUGGUGGGACAUUCCAUGGCCUCCCUACGAGGGCGACCCUCCCUUCCCUGGAUCGUGGGAAGCGCUCGGUCUGCCAUGGGAUAACACCUCGGACGGACGAAAGCGACGCAAGUUGUACACCGGAAUAGAAGUCCCCGAUUCCUUGUAUGAGUAUCAAAGCGAACCUGACACCGAUGGGUCGAUGUCUGCGGCUGUGCCGGAGAAUAUUGGUAAUCUCACUAUUGAUGCUACACCGGCUUUGAAGAGGCCUGAGAGUGCGAUUACGUCGAUUGAGGAGGAGACUGAGGAACAACCUGUUGCGAAGAAGCCCAAGAUUGGGGCCAUUCCCAGACGUGGGAGGAAGCCGAGCACGCAGCCUUCGCGUGCCUCGAGUCGAAUACGUAUGCAGAGAGCCGGUACCGCUUCUACAGCUCCUUCGACGGCGGUUUCGACGGCUGUUUCGAGGGCUACUUCAGUUGCGGCUGCGACACCUGCGCCGAAGGCUCCGAAAGCUGCCCCGAAAGCUGCCGCGAAGACUACUUCAAAGGCUGCCCCGAAAAGUGCACCAAAGCCUGCACAGAAGCCCGCAUCGAAGCCUGCCACGAAACCUGCACCGAAAAAGGCGACUCGCUCAAAGACUGCGACUCCGGCUCCAGAGCCUGCCCCAAAGCCUGCUGCCAAACCUGCCGCGAAGACUGCUACUAAAAAAGCAACUCGUUCAAAGACUACGACUCCGGCUCCAGAGCCUGACUAUGAUAGCAGUGAUCCAGAUAGGUGA